Molecule: messenger RNA, 4351 nt
Organism: Ricinus communis (castor bean)
Lineage: Eukaryota; Viridiplantae; Streptophyta; Magnoliopsida; Malpighiales; Euphorbiaceae
Product: protein CHROMATIN REMODELING 8
Exons: 8
Coding region: 334-4026 (1230 amino acids)
Biological process (GO): transcription-coupled nucleotide-excision repair
Cellular component (GO): nucleus
Molecular function (GO): ATP binding; ATP-dependent chromatin remodeler activity
Source: RefSeq, a predicted model, not a curated record
CUCGAGGGCUUACUUGGUAAAUUUUGUUAUCAUUAUUAUUAUUAUUUUUGUUUUAGUCAAACGACGUCGGCUAGUCCCUGUGAAACCGUCGUUUAUUCUUGCUGAUGAAGGAAGAAGACGACGACGAAGAGAAGCAAAAUUAAAAGCUGAAUUAUGAGAAUGGCAGGGAGAGAGAGAGAGAAUGAAGAGAAAGCCGAAUAACUUAGCCAUGGUUUUGGUUUAGAUUGAAAAAGAAAUGGUUAAAUUUUGGCAGUGAAAAUCUACAUAAGAGAAUUAGAGCUCGGAUUAAUUUAAAUCUCACGAUUUUUCUUUUAGUGUGGUUUUAUAAAAACCAUGGAGGAAGACGAGGACAAGUUUCUACUCAGCACGUUGGGUGUAACAUCUGUGAAUCCUGAAGACAUUGAACGUGACAUUUUAGCAGAGGUGAGAAACAACACUGAGAAUGAUGGUGAAGCUGGAGUGAGCACUGAGGAAGAACCUCCUGACAAAUCAAUAAGCACUAAUCUAGCAUCUGCUAGCGAAGCUAAACUCUAUAAUAAAUUGAGGGCUGUAAAAUUUGAAAUAGAUGCUGUUGCAUCCACUGUUGAACAGGUGAAAAAUGUUGUUAAUGGUGAAGAUCACGCUUAUGAUGAUUCUGUAAAAUUACAGCCCAGGGAUGGAGAUGAUAAAAGCACUGAUCUGGUUUCUCCUAAUGACUUCACCCUUCAGCAAGCCCUAGCUGCUGAUCGCCUAAAAAGUCUUAAGAGAACUAAGGCUGAUAUUGAGAAAGAAAUUUCAGGUUUGCACAAGGAUGAUACCACUAAGGGUAUGGAGCAUGAAAAACUGUUGGCAGAGAUGGUGAAGGAAGAGCCUAGAUGUAAAAGAAAGUCAAAGGAAGUUCAGAAACCAGGCAAAAACAAGGAAAAGAAUCAGAGAACAGUUUCAUUCAGUGAUGAUACUGACUUUGAUACAAUGUUGGAUGCAGCAUCUGCAGGAUUUGUCGAAACAGAAAGGGAUGAACUGGUCAGGAAAGGGAUUUUGACUCCUUUUCACCAGCUUAAGGGCUUUGAACGCUGUCUUCAGCAGCUGGGGCCGUCGAGUGGGUGCAAUGCAUCAGAGGAAGAGGACAGGAGCCAUGAUCUUGCUUCUGACAGUAUAGCUAGAGCUGCCCAGUCCAUGUUAGAGGCUGCAAAAGCUCGCCCAGUGACUAAGCUACUUGAUUCAGAUGCUGUGCCAAAGCUUGAUGCUCCUACUCGCCCUUUUCAGAGGCUGAAAACACCUUUGCAAUUUCCUCAGUCCCUAGAAAGCGCUUCAGAUAAAACAAAGGGCUCGAAAAGGAAGACAAAACGACCUUUGCCUGGCCAGAAAUGGAGAAAACACAUUACCCGUGAGAAAAACCACUUGGAAGAAAGUGAAUGUACAAAGAAUAACUCAGUUACAUCCAGCACUGAAGAAGAAAAGCUAGAGGAUGAGGAAGAUGUAGAUGGUGAUGAUACUUCUUUGAUAGAACUUGAAGGUGGGCUAAAAAUCCCAGAAGCCAUUUUUAGCAAACUUUUUGAAUACCAGAAAGUGGGAGUGCAGUGGCUAUGGGAACUGCAUUGUCAAAGAGCUGGUGGUAUAAUUGGGGAUGAGAUGGGUCUUGGUAAGACCAUACAAGUCUUAUCUUUUCUAGGAGCAUUGCAUUUCAGUAAUAUGUAUAAACCAAGUAUCGUUAUUUGCCCUGUUACACUCUUGCGACAAUGGAAAAGGGAAGCAGAGAAGUGGUAUCCACGUUUUCAUGUGGAGCUGCUACAUGAUUCGGCACAGGAUCUUCCUCAUGGGAAAAGAGCUAAGUCUUUUGACAGUGAUAAUGAAAGUGAAGGUUCACUUGACAGCGAUUAUGAGGGUAAUAUAUCAUCUAAAAAGGCUAAUAAAUGGGAUUCCUUGAUAAAUCGGGUUUUAAAAUCAGAAGCUGGAUUGCUUAUUACCACUUAUGAGCAACUCAGGUUGCUAGGGGAAAAAUUGCUCGACAUUGAGUGGGGGUAUGCUGUUCUAGAUGAAGGACAUCGAAUUCGUAAUCCAAAUGCUGAAGUUACUCUCAUUUGCAAACAGCUUCAGACAGUUCACCGAAUAAUUAUGACAGGAGCACCAAUUCAGAAUAAGUUGAGUGAAUUGUGGUCUUUGUUUGAUUUUGUUUUCCCUGGAAAGUUGGGGGUACUCCCAGUUUUUGAAGCAGAAUUUGCUGUUCCUAUUUCUGUUGGCGGCUAUGCCAAUGCCUCACCACUGCAAGUAUCUACUGCAUACAGGUGUGCAGUGGUCCUGCGUGACCUGAUUAUGCCUUAUUUGCUCCGGCGUAUGAAGGUGGAUGUGAAUGCGCAGCUUCCUAAAAAAACCGAACAUGUUCUCUUCUGUAGCCUUACUGCAGAGCAACGUUCUGUGUAUAGAGCAUUUCUUGCAAGUACUGAAGUGGAACAAAUAAUUGAUGGGAGUAGGAAUUCCCUAUAUGGAAUAGAUGUAAUGAGAAAGAUAUGUAACCACCCUGAUCUGCUUGAGAGAGAACAUUCCUGUCAGAAUCCUGACUAUGGAAAUCCUGAUCGCAGUGGAAAAAUGAGAGUUGUUGCCCAAGUGCUAAAAGUUUGGCGGGAGCAGGGACAUCGUGUUCUUCUUUUUGCUCAAACUCAACAGAUGCUUGACAUUCUUGAAAUAUUCUUGAACUCUGGUGGUUACAGCUACCGGAGAAUGGAUGGUCUGACUCCCAUAAAGCAGAGGAUGGCCUUAAUAGAUGAAUUUAACAACUCAAAUGAUGUGUUUAUCUUUAUCUUAACUACAAAGGUUGGUGGAUUAGGGACUAAUCUAACAGGGGCGAACAGAGUGAUUAUCUUUGACCCAGAUUGGAACCCUUCAACUGAUAUGCAGGCCAGAGAACGGGCUUGGCGUAUUGGUCAGAAACGGGAUGUUACUGUGUAUAGAUUGAUCACACGAGGGACUAUUGAAGAGAAGGUGUAUCACCGGCAGAUUUACAAACAUUUUCUAACUAAUAAGAUAUUGAAAAACCCACAGCAGAGAAGGUUCUUCAAAGCUCGAGAUAUGAAGGAUCUUUUCACUUUGAAUGAUGAUGGAGGGAGCGGGUUAACUGAAACAUCUAAUAUUUUUAGUCAGUUAUCUGAAGAGGUAAAUGUUGUUGGUGCAAAGAAAGAAAAGGAAGACAAGAAGAAACACUACAAAGGUAGUGCAUCACAUGCUGAUGAUGCUGCACUUGACAAAGAAAACAGCCCUGAGAUUGGACCUUCCCACAGGAAAGGUAAAGGGAAAGAGAAAGCCAAUCACAGUGAUGGGGAAGUAGAUGAAGAAACAAAUAUUUUGAGGAGUCUUAUUGAUGCUCAAGGGAUACAUAGUGCUGUGAACCAUGAUGCAAUUAUGAACGCACACGAUGAAGAGAAGACGAGGCUUGAGGAGCAAGCUUCUCAAGUCGCACAAAGGGCAGCCGAAGCAUUACGUCAAUCACGAAUGCUUCGUAGUCAUGAUAGUGUAUCUGUCCCAACUUGGACAGGGAAAUCGGGGACUGCUGGUGCACCAUCAUCUGUUCGCCGGAAAUUUGGAUCAACUGUGAACUCCCAGCUGAUUAGAUCUUCUGAUGUAUCCAGCAAUAAAACAAGCAGCAUGAAUGGAAUGGGAGUUGGAGCCUCUGCUGGGAAGGCACUAUCAUCAGCUGAACUAUUGGCUAGAAUUCGAGGGAAUCAAGAGAGAGCUGUCGGUGCUGGACUUGAACAACAGUUUGGCUUGGCAUCAACUUCUGCUAACAGAGCUGGGUCUGAAAAUAAUGGAGUGUCUAGGCCCUCCAAAAAUUUAUCUGGUGUGCAGCCUGAAAUAUUGAUUCGCAAGAUCUGUACAUUUAUACAACAGAGAGGUGGAAUCACUGAUUCAGCAACUAUAGUGAAUCACUUUAAGGAUAGGAUCCUUGAAAAGGACAUGCCCUUAUUUAAGAAUCUUUUGAAGGAAAUAGCAACCCUGGAGAAAGAUCCAAAUGGAAAAGUAUGGGUUCUGAAACCGGAGUAUCGACAGCAAUAAUUCCUUGUCCUAAUAAUACACAUUUUUGUCAGAGGUCAUGUAAGUAGGUUAUAUUUGCGUGGUAAGCCUUCUGAAAUUUUGACAUUCUGGAAAUAUCUUAGUAUGGUCUGACACUGCUGAUUAGUAGCAGCUUUGUUUUUUCUUUUUAAUCACAAACACAGCAAAAGGAUGUGUUUAGUUGUACAGUUUUAAUAGUCAUUUUCUCUCGUUACAGUUUGGAAGGAUUUUUUGAAGAAAAAAGUACAAAAAUAUGCCUUUUGGUUAGACAUUCAUGUACUUGGAGGACUAUAGUUCUUUUUGUGAUAAAGAAAUACUUUCUGAUUUA